Molecule: messenger RNA, 1467 nt
Organism: Exaiptasia diaphana
Lineage: Eukaryota; Metazoa; Cnidaria; Anthozoa; Actiniaria; Aiptasiidae
Product: beta-2 adrenergic receptor-like
Exons: 1
Coding region: 150-1205 (351 amino acids)
Biological process (GO): G protein-coupled receptor signaling pathway
Cellular component (GO): membrane
Molecular function (GO): G protein-coupled receptor activity
Source: RefSeq, a predicted model, not a curated record
UUCAAAGGACAGCUGAAAAGUAGAAAUAGGACGUUAGCUAGUCCACAGAGCUCAGCGCUGUGCUCAUUUCGAAAGAUUACAAAGGUAGUAAGUUAUAACAACAGCUUAAUCUCAGCUGGGACGAUGCUCUCAUAAACAUUUCUUCCAAGAUGACAAGCAACAACAGCACUUUGAGUUCUAAGACAGGAUACCGCUACGACCAAUGCUUCUUCAUCGAUGACAGCCCGGCUGAUUUCACCUUAGAUUACAGCCAAACAUACAUAACAAUUAUCGUAAUCAACUGUCUCGCUUGUCUGCCGACUAUCUUUGGAAAUAUUCUUAUAAUUUUGGGCAUUUGGUCGUUACCCGUCCUUCACACUCCUUCUAAUAUACUCCUAGUAGGGCUGGCUUCUUCCGAUCUUGGCGUUGGACUUCUAGUCCCUCCGUUAAACAUCGCAAGGAUUCUACCCAAACUUCAAGGAAGUCCACUGAACUCUUGGUGUCAUGUUCAAGUUGCAUAUACUUUCUUUGGGGUGAUGUUUUGCGGGGUCUCUUUCUUGACAGUCGCUGCAUUCGGUAUCGAUAAAUAUCUAGCAUUACAUUGGCAUUUACGGUAUACCACCAUAGUGACAACUAAGAGGGUCGUGUACAUAGUGUUGUCCUUUUGGGUUAUAUUUGGCGCCAUGUCAGCCGUUCAAAUAUGGAGCAUGACUGUAUAUAGAGUUAGUGUUUGUAUUGUUGUGCCUUUUUUUCUUGUGGGGACCUCCUUCACCUACUACAGAAUCUAUAGAGUUCUACUUAGACACAAAGUACAGAUUCAAAGUCAAUCCCAGGUAUCGACGCUGCAUAGAGACAGAUGUGAACGCCCGAACGACGCCAGUAGCACAUUGAACAUGGCGCGAUAUCGUAAAUCUGUCACUAGUAUGUUUCUAGUGUAUUGCCUGUUUUUGCUGUGUUAUAUUCCGUACAUAUGCGUCCAGGUUACUAUUCUCAUCGCAAGUAUUGAGUUUGAUACGAACGGCUCUAAACCUGCCAGCGACUUGAAAAGCUUGUACGUAGCGGUGGAUUUUACGGAAACUAUCGUUAUCAUAAAUUCAUUGCUAAACCCAUUAAUAUAUUGUUGGCGUAUGAGAGAAAUUCGUCACGCCGCUAAGGUAGCAUUUUCGAUUUUGCGAUGUAAUAAUGAUCAGGUUCAUAUGGAUCGCUCGAUUACUUUUUCUCAGUAAAUUGUUUUGGCUCUUUUAAACUGAAUUUUGGGUUUUUGACCCUGACAAGCGCCUUCGUUUCUCUGGUUAAUAUCAUUUAUAGUAUGUAUUUUUUGGAAUCAUUUAAGCAGUAUGCCUAACAAGACAAGUGUGUAUGUACAGUAUAGUGAAAUACAGCAAGCGAACACACAUAUGUGUUUGAUUUCCACAAUGUAAAUAUCCCAAAUAAUAUCGUAAAGCAAGUCAAAAUAAACGCAGUUUCAAAUAAAGAUUUUCCGUGAUU